AUGAGGGUGCUCUGUGCCUUUCCUGAAGCCAUGCCCUCCAGCAACUCCCGCCCCCCUGCGUGCCUAGCCCCGGUGGCUCUCUUCUUGGCUCUGUUGCUCCAUCUCUCCCUUUCCUCCCAAGCUGGAGACAGGAGACCCUUGCCUGUAGACAGAGCUCCAGGUUUGAAGGAAAAGACCCUGAUUCUACUUGAUGUGAGCACCAAGAACCCAGUCAGGACAGUCAAUGAGAACUUCCUCUCUCUGCAGCUGGAUCCGUCCAUCAUUCAUGAUGGCUGGCUCGAUUUCUUAAGCUCCAAGCGUCUGGUGACCCUGGCCCGGGGACUUUCGCCCGCCUUUCUGCGCUUCGGGGGCAAAAGGACCGACUUCCUGCAGUUCCAGAAUCUGAGGAACCCGGCAAAAAGCCGUGGGGGUCCCGGCCCGGAUUACUAUCUCAAAAACUAUGAGGAUGACAUUGUUCGAAGUGAUGUUGCCUUGGAUAAACAGAAAGGCUGCAAGAUUGCCCAGCACCCUGAUGUUAUGCUGGAGCUCCAACGGGAGAAAGCAGCUCAGAUGCACCUGGUUCUUCUAAAGGAGCAAUUCUCCAAUACUUACAGUAAUCUCGUAUUAACAGCCAGGUCUCUAGACAAACUUUAUAACUUUGCUGAUUGCUCUGGACUCCACCUGAUAUUUGCUCUAAAUGCACUGCGUCGUAAUCCCAAUAACUCCUGGAACAGUUCUAGUGCCCUGAGUCUGUUGAAGUACAGCGCCAGUAAAAAGUACAACAUUUCUUGGGAGCUGGGUAAUGAGCCAAAUAACUAUCGAACCAUGCAUGGCCGGGCAGUAAAUGGCAGCCAGUUGGGAAAGGAUUACAUCCAGCUGAAGAGCCUGUUACAACCCAUCCGGAUUUACUCCAGAGCCAGCUUGUAUGGCCCUAAUAUUGGGCGGCCCAGGAAGAACGUCAUCACCCUCCUAGAUGGAUUCAUGAAGGUGGCAGGAAACACAGUGGAUGCAGUUACCUGGCAACAUUGCUACAUUGAUGGCCGGGUGGUCAAGGUGAUGGACUUCCUGAAAACUCGUCUGUUAGACACCCUCUCUGACCAGAUUAGGAAAAUUCAGAAAGUGGUUAACACAUACACCCCAGGAAAGAAGAUUUGGCUUGAAGGUGUGGUGACCACCUCAGCUGGAGGCACAAACAAUCUGUCAGAUUCCUAUGCUGCAGGAUUCUUAUGGUUGAACACUUUGGGAAUGCUGGCCAAUCAGGGCAUUGAUGUUGUGAUUCGGCACUCAUUUUUUGACCAUGGAUACAAUCACCUCGUGGACCAGAAUUUUAACCCAUUACCAGACUACUGGCUCUCUCUCCUUUACAAGCGCUUGAUUGGCCCCAAAGUCUUGGCUGUGCAUGUGGCUGGGCUCCAGCGGAAGCCACGGCCAGGCCGAGUGAUCCGGGACAAACUAAGGAUUUAUGCUCACUGCACAAACCACCACAACCACAACUAUGUUCGAGGGUCCAUUACACUUUUUAUCAUCAACUUGCACCGAUCAAGAAAGAAAAUUAAACUGGCCGGGACUCUCAGGGACAAGCUUGUGCACCAGUACCUACUGCAGCCCUAUGGACAGGAGGGCCUGAAGUCCAAGUCAGUGCAGCUGAACGGCCAGCCCUUAGUGAUGGUGGACGAUGGGACCCCUCCCAGAACUGAAGCCCCCCGCCCCCUGCGGGUCGGCCGGACAUUGGUCAUCCCUCCAGUCACCAUGGGCUUUAUGUGGUCAAGAAUGUCAACCGCUUUGGCCUGCCGCUACCGAUAA
Balaenoptera musculus (blue whale) is the source of this 1782-nucleotide messenger RNA. RefSeq names its product heparanase 2 (inactive) (gene HPSE2). The coding region runs from base 1 to 1782 and encodes 593 amino acids. Gene Ontology annotation, cellular component: extracellular matrix; membrane. The record is from RefSeq and is a predicted model, not a curated record. Gene Ontology annotation, molecular function: hydrolase activity, acting on glycosyl bonds. Lineage: Eukaryota; Metazoa; Chordata; Mammalia; Artiodactyla; Balaenopteridae. The transcript has 12 exons.